This is a messenger RNA of Babjeviella inositovora NRRL Y-12698, 1482 nucleotides long. RefSeq names its product glucan 1,4-alpha-glucosidase (gene SGA1). Gene Ontology annotation, cellular component: fungal-type vacuole. Gene Ontology annotation, biological process: polysaccharide metabolic process. Bases 1 to 1482 code for a protein of 493 amino acids. The transcript has 2 exons. The record is from RefSeq and is a predicted model, not a curated record. Gene Ontology annotation, molecular function: glucan 1,4-alpha-glucosidase activity. Lineage: Eukaryota; Fungi; Ascomycota; Pichiomycetes; Serinales.
AUGGCCUUGUCAUUCCUCCUGAACGAUCUGACCUCCAGCAGGCACAUCUCCCGUGACAACUUUGGCCUCUGGCUCGAGCAGCAACGCAACAUUUCCUUCCACGGCAUCUUGGACAACAUUGGAGGUCUUGGAAUUAAAGGGCCCGACGUUUCUGUAGGAGCAGUGGUGGCCUCCCCUUCCAAGAACAACCCAGAUUAUUUCUACCAGUGGAUCCGUGAUGGUGCCCUAACUAUCAACUCCUUGGUCUAUCACUUAUCCGACAACCCCCUGAUGCUCAAUGAUUCCUGUCAUCGCCUGUUAAAAUAUAUCGUGGAGCAGUACCUUGCUAACUCGUACGUCUUACAGCGCACCAGCAACCCGUCGGGCGACUUUGCCAGCCUCAGCGGUUUGGGCGAGCCAAAGUUUAACAUGAACGGAGAGCCGUUUAACCACCAAUGGGGUCGUCCUCAGAGAGAUGGUCCAGCGUUGAGAAUCCUCACCAUUACAAACUACCUUUCCCUUUUAUCCCGAUACAAACUGGAGUUACACCACGAACUCUUGCAGUCUUCGGAAUGGGUCUUUGACCAGAUUGUGAAACCGGAUUUGAUGUACGUCUGCAACUUCUGGAGAGCCUCCGGGUACGACUUAUGGGAGGAAGUCGACUCGGUCCACUUGUUUACCUCCUUGAACCAGCUUUCUGCGUUGAACGAAGGUAUGAAAGCGGCCCGCUUGUUUUCCAUUGACGACGCUAAACUCAUGGAAACGUUACAACAGGAAUUUAGCCAGUUGCGUAAAUUCAUCACCCUGAAGGCCGGAUUCACUAGAGAUGAUGUGUCUCAUAUGAUCGAGACCCCUAGUUUGUUCCCACAAAAGGGAUCUUCCGGGAGAAGCGGAUUGGACGCCGCCACGAUCAUUGGCGUUCUCUCUUCCCACACGGAAGAUACCUCCGAGAUUCCCUUUGAUGUGGAUGAUUCCCGUGUGUUGAACACCCUCGCGCAGAUGGUGGAUGAUAUGGUCUACCGGUACCCGAUCAACCACCAGUACUUGUCCCUGAGGAAGGAGAAUAUCCCAAUCGGGGUUGGCUUGGGGAGAUACCCAGAAGACGUCUAUAAUGGAGUUGGCUUUGGCGAAGGAAACCCUUGGUUUCUCACGACCGCGUCGGCUGCUGAACUCGUGUAUCGGUUGGUGCUUAAGUUGGAAUCCUCUCACGCCGAUUUAGAAAUUACCGAGGACAAUAUUGGGUUUUACGGGAAGUUUCACGAACAGGGUACGGUUUUGUAUGGCUCGGCUGAGUACAGCUCGGUUAUGCGCAAUUUGAUAGCCUUUGGUGAUUCGUUUUUGGAUGUGUUGAAACAGCAUGUAGACGAUCAAGGGAGGAUGAGCGAACAGUUCAGCAGGUUCGAUGGGUAUAUGAAGGGUGCCCACGACUUGACCUGGAGCUAUAGUGCCGUAUGGAAUAGUAUCCGGUGGAGAGAUCGAGUCAUAGCGGUUUCGCUAAAGUAA